GACGUUGUUCAGCAGUUUACCAAAAAAGGGUUAAAAUAAACAAAUAAUCCAACACAAUAUCUACGAUCCAUGUCACACUUGGCUAAUCGAUCUAAUAAUACUACUAAAAACUUAUCUAUACACUAGAUAAAUCAAAUCAUUCUUUGAUCUAUUGCUAAUCUGCAGGAAAACCACAAGAUACUCAAGUUAAAGAAGCAUCGGCUGAAUAUUGGAACAUGAUGAGUGCUGCUGAAAACAAAAUAUCACCAAUUGCUGAAAAUUGUGAGAAUACAAUUACUUGUGAAGAAAAAGAAGAAGAAAAACCAUUAAUAUCAAAAGUUGGUAAAUUUAAUUUAUCACUUUAUGAUGGUACCUUUACAUUGAAAGCACAAGGAAUUGAUGAAACUUUAUAUUUCGUCGCCCCAUAUAACAUUGAAUGUGACAAAGAAUUGAUGGAAAAUUCACUAGAUCUAGAUGGCAAUCAUUUUAAAGACGAAUUUAAACUUGGUGAAUUUAAUUUAUCAGUUGAUAAUGAUAAAUUAACAUUAAAAAUACCAGGAAGCCUUAAAAGUUUUAUUUUCGAUCACAAACUUGACAUUACUGAAGAAUCGGCUGAAAAUUUACAGAACGAAAUUUCAGCUGACUAUUUAACUCCAAGAGAAACUAGUAGUUGUUUUCCACAAGAUAAUCAUUUUAUAAUAUCGUCUUAUGAUACUAAAAUCACAAUGAAAACAGAAGAAGGUGAAAUAAUUGAAUUUCCCGAUCAUCCUGAUAAGAAGGAUGAAUAUUCACGCAAAGAAAUAAAUUUAAAUGGUCCAGAAUAUAUCCACGAAAAUCAAAUAGGAGUAAAAACAAAAGAAAAUGAUAAAACAUUUGUUUUGAAGCACACGGUUAACAUUAAAGUUAAUGAUGAAAAACCAGCUGAAAAUAUAAAGAAUGCUGUUGAAAAAUUUGAAAUAAUUAUUACGUGCGGCGAUGGAACACUAAAAACACAUGAAAAUGAUGAAAGUUUCGAUUUCAAAAUUUCAUUUCGCUUGGAGGCUGACAUGAAUAAUGAAGCUGCUACUGUUGGCUCGAUUUUAUCAUAUUCCAAUCUUAAUGUUUCAGCAAAAUAAUAAAUAACAAAUAUAUAAUUAUAUAAUAUAUUAAAUAAUAUAUAAUAUAAAUAUAAUAAAAAAUAAAAUACAAAUGUUAUAAACUAUUAUUAAAACAAUUUCAACAUGCGCAACAUUAAUAAUAUUAUUUUACAGUGUCGAUUUCGAAAAUUCAC
Messenger RNA from Aphidius gifuensis, 1249 nucleotides. RefSeq lists its product as uncharacterized. Bases 216 to 1094 code for a protein of 292 amino acids. The transcript has 7 exons. NCBI's taxonomy places the organism in Eukaryota, Metazoa, Arthropoda, Insecta, Hymenoptera, Braconidae. The record is from RefSeq and is a predicted model, not a curated record.